AUGUGCAUUGCUAUAGCAAAUCAAAUAAACGAUACGUUAUUAGAAAUACAUGAAUCUUUGGAUACUUGGUUAAAUGAUACAGAAGCUGUUAUUCUUUUGAGAAAUAUUUGUAAUUUUGGUUUUAAACACUACAGUUUACGAGAAAUUAAUGGCAAAAGAUUUAUUUGCGAUCAUGUUCCUGGUUCUACAUUAGUAACAUCUUCGGGUGAUGGUUUAUGGGAGGCACAUUUGAGAGAUAAUUGUCAUGAAUAUUUGAAUGAAAUAGACCCAUUAGAAUUAUAUCAGUAUUGGCAGCAAUGGUGUCACGAUGAUCAUCAAAAUUCUAAUUUGAUUACAAUACUUUGCAGAAAUGAAGCAGGAAAAUUACGUGAUUGCAGAAGUAUGGAUGAUAUGAUCAAAUAUGAAAUACCUUCGAAGAACUAUCAAGCAAAUGUAAAAAUUAAAGUAGAAUUCGGAUGUUGAAGUACAAAUGCUCAUAAAUUGUUUACGUAUCUGUAUAUCAAUUUUUAUUUAUUCGAUUUAUAUAUAUAUAUAAUAUAUAUAUACACACACACGCACGAACAACAUGUAUACACAUUCUUAUAUUUGCUUUUAUAUAAAUAAAUGUACGUUUGUAUAAUUUAAAUAUAAAAGAAAAUAUAUUAUUAAUAUUGAUAGAGCUAUUAUAUUUCUUUUUAUAUUUAAAAUUAAUAAAGUUACUAGAAUUAGGUU
Molecule: messenger RNA, 711 nt
Organism: Vespa velutina
Lineage: Eukaryota; Metazoa; Arthropoda; Insecta; Hymenoptera; Vespidae
Exons: 5
Coding region: 1-462 (153 amino acids)
Source: RefSeq, a predicted model, not a curated record